CAGAAAAAAAUAUCUCAUAUAUAAAUCAUUUUGUCUCACCGUCUGGUAAUUGUGUUUGUUGCUCAUAUUUUAGUGAGGUACAAAUAGUAUACAUUUUAACCAAGGAAAUAUACGGUGGCCAAUUAAUUAUCACUAGGAAUACAUUUUAUAUUCAUCAAAGUAGAUAUGAGAAAAUGUAUUAUCUUGUUCUGCAUAUUUGUUUGCAUUGUGCUGGUUAAUUCAAAACCACAUGUUAAUAAAAGCCGCAUUUGGGGACCAGGUAUUGAGUUUGCGGACAAACUUCCUAUGAAUGCAAGAUAUUUUUUCAUUGAACUCAAAGAUAUAGAAGACAAACUGAUCACCGAGCCGGUGAAGUAUGACAUUCGAUUAAAAGGACGAUCUCGAAUUGGUAAUUGUCGCGUACGAAUAGAACAAAUAGAUAGGUACGAUGGGACAGCAUUGAUCCGCUAUAAGCUGAUGGAGACCUGUUGGGACGUAGAGAUUUCAGUCCUUUUUGAGGAUCAACAUCUAGGUGAUUCGCCUUACAAUUUCGACGGCAAAUUGUAUAUUGAAAACUGCAACUGCCCUCAAGGGACAUUGGACCAGUGGCUUCAGCUGAUCGAUUGUCCUGUGAACGAUCCUCAAAUAGAUAAUGAUUUGAUACCGUUUCGAGCCGUGAACUUUUCAAACUUGAGACCCAGAAUCAUUGAACAGUAUGACAAACCAGGAAGCGUCUCACUAUGUAACUAUGUUGUUAAAAAUAACUUGGUUUAUCGAACUUGCUAUGGACGCUACACAGGAUUUAAGAUAUACAUGGAUGCGAUGUUGCUUUCUUUGGCUCGAAAAGCUUUGCUGCCAGACGUGGAGCUGUUUGUGAAUUUGGGCGAUUAUCCACUGGUCACUAAAGGUGGUCAUCGUCGCACUACCGGACCAUAUCCAAUUUUUUCCUGGUGUGGUAGCGAUGAUACAUUCGACAUAGUAAUGCCAACAUAUGACAUCGUUGAAUCCACCCUAGAGGCCAUGAGUCGAGUAUCGUUAGAUAUGCUUUCGGUACAACGAAAAGGUGUUUCGUGGGAACAGAAAAUACCCAAAGCAUUUUGGCGUGGACGAGACGCAUGUCGAGAACGGUUGGAUCUUGUUGGUAUAUCACAAAAGCACUCGGAUCUAAUAAAUGCGUCGUUGACGAAUUUCUUCUUUUUCCGAGACGAGGAAGAAGUUUACGGACCAAAGGUAGCCCACAUUUCGUUUUUCGAAUUCUUCGACUACAGAUAUCAAAUCAACGUCGAUGGAACUGUUGCCGCUUAUAGAUUUCCCUAUCUACUAGGCGGAACGUCGGUUGUUUUCAAACAAGAUUCCAAGUAUUAUGAACAUUUUUAUAGUAAACUGAAAAAGUGGAGGGAAUACGUUCCAUUCGACAAAAAUCUGUCCAAUCUGGUGGAAACUAUUGAAAAGGCCAAAGAGAGUGACGAUGAUAUGCUGCUAAUUAGGGACAAUGCCAAGAUAUUUGCUGAGCAGCAUCUGCUGCCCAAAUCGAUAUUGUGCUAUUCUGCUCUCCUCUUAAGGGACUAUGCAAAGAACAUUGUUAGCCCGAUUCAGAUAUUACCAGGCAUGGAAUUGGCCGAGCAACCAGCUCUCUCAUCAAACUGUGAAUGUGAUUUUAAAGACCAUGCUGAGAAUCACGAUGAACUGUAAUGCAUUACCAUGUUUGUUGGAUUUGACCCUUAAAUGGAUUGAAUUUCGGCAACGUACCAGAUUUAUCAAAAAAAAGUCAACAUGGGGUAUAAAAUAUCCUUGCGAAGUUGAUGCCCAGAAAAACAUGCAUUUAGGGACUAAACAUGAUUUCUUCAGUAAUUACAAAUUUCGAUGGCCAGGCCAUCACAUCAAAGAUCUGAUCAUACAGUGAUACCUCGCGUUAGAAUGGGCAUGUCACAAAACGUGUGUAUGGAUGGUCUUUUGCUAACUGUAUGAUUAGUUUCGUAGAACGAAUUGUUUAUUAUUAAAAAUUGUUUAGAAGUACAAAUUGAUAUGGCUGAGAUGGAGAACCAGUUGAUACCUAUUAAGUUUUUUUGAUUAUGCAGUUUUCAGCCAGUAAGCUGCCUUGUGCCUUGCUCUUAACGUAGGUACAUUCCCCUGUAAUAAGCGGCAAUAAGUAAAUACGAUGAAUGGACCCUUUCUAAACUUUAGUCAAUAUGGAAAUGUCAUCGGAAAUAAGAUCCUCGAUUACUUAUAA
This is a messenger RNA of Topomyia yanbarensis, 2209 nucleotides long. RefSeq names its product protein O-glucosyltransferase 2-like. Gene Ontology annotation, cellular component: endomembrane system. The transcript is spliced from 4 exons. Gene Ontology annotation, molecular function: glucosyltransferase activity. NCBI's taxonomy places the organism in Eukaryota, Metazoa, Arthropoda, Insecta, Diptera, Culicidae. The coding region runs from base 166 to 1671 and encodes 501 amino acids. The record is from RefSeq and is a predicted model, not a curated record.